UCACUCCCAUUUUCCAGUAAGCAAAGCUCAAAAUUCAAUUACAGCAACUCACCCAAUCAACUUCCCACUGAAGCUUCUCCAGCUCCUCGUCCAAUGAUGGAAAGAUCGACCGCGGUGAUCGGGACGUUUCUCACUUUGUGGGCGGUCCUCGUCGUUCGAGGGCAAUGUCACACGCCGUUCUUUAUCUUUGGGGACUCUCUCAUGGAUGCCGGGAACAACCAAUACUAUCCCCUCAGCACACAACCCGCGAGAGUCUGGCCCUUUGGCAUGACCUUCCCCUUUCACGGGAGUGGAAGAGUCUGUGAUGGCCGAUUAGUUCCGGACUUCUUAGCUCAGUAUGCGAAUAUGCCAUUCAUCAAACCGUACUUGGAACCCGGGUUCACCAAUUACACCGAUGGAGCAAAUUUCGCGUCGGCUGGAGCUGCGGUACUCGCCGAAAAUAGUCCCAAUGCGAUAUUCCUGAAGCUGCAACUGAGCUACUUCGAACAUGUGAAGAAGAAGCUGGAGCAGCAGGAGGGUCAUAAGAAGACCCAAGAGUUGCUGUCUAAGGCCGUCUACUUGCUCAGCAUGGGAGGGAACGAUUACAUGAAGGUCGGCAAUCCAAAACCGGGCGAAGUCCCUCUCACGGCCUCUGAAAAGAAAGAGUACGUGACCAUAGUGCUCGGCAAUAUCACAUCCAUGGUCAAGAAAGUGUACGCGAUGGGCGGGAGGAAAUUCCUUUUCCAGGCCGUGGGGCCACUGGGUUGCAUGCCGGCGACCAGGGUCGGCCCGGGAGCUGAGGGCUGCAGUCAUGAAGUCAUGAGUCUCGCCAAAAUGCACAACACAGCAAUGUCGAAUGUCCUCCGGAAGAUAGAGAAGACGUUGCCCGGAUUCAAAUAUUCUAUGUUUGAUUACUUCUCUACCCUUGCAUCGAUCACCAACUACGCUCCGAAAUAUGGUUUCAAAGAAGGGCAGGCGGCAUGCUGUGGUAGCGGGCAUUUCAACGGGGGGUUCACAUGUGCUAACACCACCGCCGGUUUCAACCUCUGCCAUGACCCGACUAAGUACGUGUGGUUCGAUGGAGCUCACCCGUCCGACAGCGCCAACAAGUUCCUCUCGGCCCUCUUCUGGAGUGGACCUCUCAAAGUUGUGUGGCCUCGCGGUGCAAAGGAGCUGUUCCACAUGCCUUAGCCUUAUCCGGACUAGGACUCUUAAUUCCUAGGAGUAUUCUACCGAAAAACAAAUAAAUUCCGAGGACUAUAAAAUAUGAUGUUACUACCGCAAAAAUAAUUCCUAGGAUUUACCUUGGUGCGUAAUUAAACCAUUUCUGUUGUUCUAUGACGUUAUAUUGUAUGAAAUGUUCCCCGUGCAUCCCCCGUUGAUUACCACGCA
Messenger RNA from Punica granatum (pomegranate), 1371 nucleotides. The record is from RefSeq and is a predicted model, not a curated record. Lineage: Eukaryota; Viridiplantae; Streptophyta; Magnoliopsida; Myrtales; Lythraceae.